CGACAAGCUACAGGGAAGCGAAAGCAACUUCCGGAUAGUACUUCCGGCGGCUAACGCUGGUAUUUUGGGUUAUUGUGGCACCACAGCUGUGUGUCUGCUACCAUGAAUUGAAAUCGGAGUGUUCAAUUGGGUCCCAGAAAACGUCUCGUGGCUGGGUGGACAGGAAGAAGGCAGACAUGUAUGCCUCGGGUAAAUACAGCUCCCGGGGACCAGCGCUCAUCCCUCGGAUGAAAACCAAGCACCGCAUAUACUACAUCACACUCUUCUCCGUGGUGUUGCUUGGCCUCAUUGCCACUGGGAUGUUCCAGUUCUGGCCUCAUUCCAUCGAAUCCUCGGCCGACUGGACCGUGGAGAAGCGCAGCGUUCACGAUGCUCCUCUGGUGCGCCUCCCUGUCACCAGUCCCAUUCCUGAGAGAGGGGACCUCAGCUGUCGCAUGCACACUUGUUUCGAUGUGUACAGAUGUGGCUACAAUCCCAAGAACCGCAUUAAAGUUUACAUCUACCCGCUGCAGAGGUUUGUCGAUGAACUGGGGGUUCCAAUCAGCAGCACGGGACUAUCAGGGGAAUACAACGACCUACUCAGUGCCAUCUCGGAUAGUGACUUCUACACGGACGACGUCAACAGGGCUUGUCUUUUUAUCCCAUCAACAGAUGUUCUCAACCAGAACUCUCUGCGUAUCAGAGAGACCGCGCAAGCUCUGGCAAUGCUAUCCAGGUGGAACAAAGGAAUGAAUCACCUUCUUUUCAACAUGUUACCAGGCGGACCCCCAGACUACAACACUGCCUUGGAUGUCCCCAGAGACCGAGCGCUGUUGGCAGGAGGAGGUUUCUCAACCUGGACCUACAGACAGGGUUACGAUGUCAGCAUUCCAGUUUACAGUCCCCUCUCGGCUGAUGUCGAGCUGCCUGAUAGACAACCGGGGCCUCGCCGCUACUUUAUCCUGUCCUCUCAAACUGCCAUUCACCGGGAGUACCGGGCUGAACUAGAACGCCUGAAGGAAGAAAACGGUGAGGCGCUGCUCCUUCUGGACAAGUGCAGCAACCUCUCUCAAGGAGCUGCCUCGGCUCGGAAGCGCUGCUACAAGGGUCAGGUGUACGACUAUCCGCAGAUCCUGCAGGAAUCCUCCUUUUGUGUGGUCUUAAGGGGGGCACGCUUGGGUCAAGCCGCUCUCAGUGAUGUUCUCCAAGCUGGCUGUGUCCCUGUCAUCCUGGCUGACUCCUACAUUCUUCCUUUCUCUGAGGUUCUUGACUGGAAAAGAGCAUCUGUGGUUAUUCCAGAGGAGAAGCUGUCUGAGAUGUACACCAUCUUGAAGAGUAUCCCACACAGACAAGUGGAGGAGAUGCAGAGACAGGCACAUUGGUUCUGGGAAGCCUACUUCAGCUCCAUGAAGGCUAUCGGCUUGACGACGCUCCAGAUCAUCAAUGACCGCAUCUACCCAUACGCCGCACGCACCUAUGAGCAGUGGAACAAUCCACCUGUGGUGAAGUGGUCCAGUGUGAACAGUCCCCUCUUUUUGCCGCUUAUCCCACCGAGAGCGCCGGGGUUCACAGCUGUGGUGCUGACCUACGAUCGCGUCGAGAGUCUUUUUCGAGUCAUCACGGAAAUCUCCAAAGUCCCUAGCUUGGCUAAGCUGCUAGUGGUGUGGAACAACCAGAAUAAGAGUCCUCCUGAGGAAUCCCUCUGGCCUAAGAUCAGCGUACCUCUCAAAGUUGUGCGAACCAAAGAGAACAAGCUGAGUAACCGUUUUUUCCCCUACGACGAGAUUGAGACGGAAGCCGUGCUGGCAAUCGAUGACGACAUCAUCAUGUUGACAUCUGAUGAACUGCAGUUUGGCUAUGAGGUAUGGAGGGAGUUCCCCGACAGGCUUGUGGGUUACCCAGGCCGACUGCACCUCUGGGACCACGAAAUGGGGAAGUGGAAGUACGAGUCAGAGUGGACCAACGAGGUGUCCAUGGUUCUCACUGGCGCUGCUUUUUAUCAUAAGUACUUCAACUACUUGUACACGUACAAGAUGCCGGGAGACAUCAAGAACUGGGUGGACGCACACAUGAACUGUGAAGAUAUUGCCAUGAACUUCCUGGUGGCUAACGUGACCGGCAAAGCCCCCAUAAAGGUGACCCCCCGGAAGAAGUUCAAGUGCCCUGAGUGCACUGCCAUCGACGGGCUGUCCCUGGAUCAGACACACAUGGUGGAGAGAUCUGAGUGCAUCAACAAGUUUGCCUCCGUUUUUGGUACCAUGCCUCUGAAGGUGGUGGAGCACCGGGCCGACCCAGUUCUCUACAAAGAUGACUUCCCGGAGAAACUCAAGAGCUUCCCCAACAUCGGCAGCCUUUGACUAACAUGCGGUCCGUGUCUUGACCUUGUUACGGUCCCCGCAGACCCGCCCCUGUCAGUCAUACCAAGGUAUCUUUUGUACUGAGGUGUUCCAGUAUUUUUAAUGCCUGUUUGUUUGGAAACUGUCGAGGAAUAUUAACAAACGGAGUGACACUCGAUGUUGACUGAUAAAUGAUCCUCACUGAGUUCCAUCUGUUGUGGAAUGAGUGCACAUGUACAAAUAUACAUACGUGUUCUGCGCCACCAAUGUCAUUUAUGAUUCCAUAUUGACUGUAUUGUAGGCACAGCAGGAAAAAAAGCUACUCUAAUCUACUGUAUAGUCGGCCGCAUAUGAACAGGAAUCUAAUAUUUAGAUGAUAUGCUGAACACAACAUUGUUUCUGAGCUACUGGAUUGUUUCCGUGCAUGUGACUUCACUUUGUUACAAGUGUCUUCUCAGUUGGUGUACACAGCUGUUGUUAGUUUUCCUAUUAAGUUGUGUGUGUGUCACCGUUAGAUGUUACAGUGAAGUAGGCUUUUAAGAUGUUAAUGUUGCUUUGCAUUGCUUUUUUAUUUAAUUUUCUUAAAUAUCCCAAAGGUCACUGCAAGUGAAGGUAUGUAUUCAUUAUUUUGUAAUAUAAAAUUAAAUGAAAAGUGAACAUGCUCA
Molecule: messenger RNA, 2980 nt
Organism: Dunckerocampus dactyliophorus (ringed pipefish)
Lineage: Eukaryota; Metazoa; Chordata; Actinopteri; Syngnathiformes; Syngnathidae
Gene: ext2
Product: exostosin glycosyltransferase 2
Exons: 15
Coding region: 177-2336 (719 amino acids)
Cellular component (GO): membrane
Molecular function (GO): glycosyltransferase activity
Source: RefSeq, a predicted model, not a curated record